Paramuricea clavata is the source of this 667-nucleotide messenger RNA. Lineage: Eukaryota; Metazoa; Cnidaria; Anthozoa; Malacalcyonacea; Plexauridae. The record is from the annotation of a GenBank genome assembly.
GACAGUCAGACCUCCAACUAACAAUAGAAGAAGUCGCAAGAACACUCUUAGCGCUAGACACCACCAAGGCUACUGGACCUGAAGGAAUACCAUCUCGACUUUUAAAAGAAACUGCGUGGCAGAUUGCACCUUCCCUCACCAAAAUAUUCAACAAGUCGUUAAGCUGUGGCGAAAUACCUGAUGAAUGGAAACUAGCAAACAUUGUUCCGGUACACAAAAAAGGCGAAAAGAGCCAAGUAGAGAACUAUAGACCUAUCUCCCUUCUUUCCAUAAUAUCGAAAGUACUAGAACGUUGUGUCCUGAGAAAUAUACGUGAUCAUUUGCUGCAAUUAAUCAAUGAUAGCCAACAUGGUUUUAUUCCCGGAAAGUCGUGUACAACUCAGCUAUUAGAGGUUCUUGACUAUAUUGGUUCACUUCUGGACGGUGGCAAGCAAACUGAUGUAGUCUACAUGGACAUGUCCAAGGCAUUCGACAAAGUCCACCAUAAAUAUCUGAUAAGCAAAUUAAGGAACGUCUAUGGCAUCUCUGGUAAACUCCUUCGCUGGUUUGAGUCAUAUCUGAUAAAUUGCAAGCAACGUGUUACUGUGCUAGGAGCUACAUCCUCCGCGAGACCUGUCCUGUCAGGAGUUCCACAGGGUUCAAUAUUAGGUCCCAUACUGUUUCUGUU